CAAGAAAAUAAACAUGGCUGCCGCGCAGGAGCGGGUGCUGCAACUGCUCGCCUGGUCGAGGCGAUUUCUGCGCAGUGGCUUUGAACGGCAGCUCCGAACUACCGGUGUAGUCGACAGAGACCAAAAUUGUGAGCUCGAGCGCGUUCUGGGACCGUUCGAGGCGCACCUGAUUUCGAUCCAGAGCCUGCUCAUCUGGGAGAGACCGUACGUGAGCGCUGCAGCCUUUGUCGCGGUCAACUGUCUGUUUUGGUUGGUGGUGUCAUGCAGCAGGAGAUUCUACUCCUUUGUGGCUCUCAUAGCAGCUGUAAUAUUUAUGUACAAAACCUGGGUUGACAAGAUAUGGCCAGAGAUCCGUGUGCCUAUUCCAGAAGGAGAGGAGGAUAAUGAAGGGUGGACCCCCGUGCACCCUCAGGUCUUCAGUGUGCCCGAACUGAGCCGGUACAUCACAGACUGGUCCGAGAGCACAAGAAAGUGGGUAGCGAAUGUGAUUCUUCUACGAAAGACCAACCAAGGACUGUUCUGCUUUCUGGCGACAUCAACUUUUGCCAUGACGGCUGUGUUGGGAAGAAUGAUGUCUGGCGUCCUCAUACUGUACAGCCUGUUGAUGGUUGUUACCCUUGGCCCUGGAAUUGCUCUUUAUGUGAUACCAGACACAUGGUAUGAACAGUUUGAUGCGCUUGUGAGAAUUGCAUCUGGGAAGCCGCCAAGGAGGAAGCUGCAAGGUGAUGGUGGUGGUGAGGUGUCUGUUCCCACUAACAAUGAAGAGGAAGACGAGCUGGAGGAGUUUCUACCCAAGAUGGACAAACAGGUUUUAGCAAAGCAGUUCAGCCUUUCUCUCGAGUCUGACACAAAGUCGAGCACGCACAGCGAAACAUCGCUUAUGCCUGAAGGUCUUGCCACCGCACCACCUCUUGAUUCCCUGGAUGAAGAGGCUCACUUCUAUGAAGGGAUAGACAGCUUUCCAGGCUAUGAUGAAGACACGGACCUGGACAGCUUUCUGCCCGAUGCAACGACCAUGCCAUCGCUGAGCGAAGUGUGCGACUCCGAAGAAUUCCUUCCCCCCAUUGCGUCCGCGUCGUCGGCACCCAUGCAUUUUUCUGCAUCACACUUCAAGGUGGACAGCUCCGACUCUGAGGGCGACGACACGCUUGUCAAAGCUCUGUCCUCAUCACGUCGGCCGGCCCGACAGCCUGAGGCAUCCAAGUCACGCCCACUCGCUGUUGGUCCUCGCACCUCCCGACACAGCUCCCAAGGUAGUGACAUUGACAUUGACGAAUACGAGGUGGUGGACGAGAGGGAGGUUCCACAUUUGUGAUAAUAAACCCACUCACUGCUCGCGUGUGUGUGCACCCUGUGCGAUGCCCUGUGCACUCCAUGGAGGGGUGGUGAAGAGGGACUGUUCACCUUAUUCCUUUCUACAUCAUUUGCUUUCCUUUCCUCUGUGUUUCUCAAAAACUUGUUAUUCCUAGCUCAUAGUCUUCAGUGCAAGCCCUUUUGUUAUGCUUGUAAGCAAGUGCAUGGCAGCUGUACUGUGUUAUUAGUGCUCUGGUUUGAUUGCAUGUUACAGCAGCUGUAGCGAGCGUGAGUUGCCAUUGAUGAUUGGCUACGUCAGCCUUUGUACCUGCUGGUAAUUGGUCAUCAGAGCUCACCUUGACAAAGCUAAUGUCUGAACAUCUCUACGAAGCCAUCUCCAUGCAGCUGUAAGUCUGAUAGCAAAAUCAAAAUUAUGACAAGCUCGUCAUUACUUUUCCUAUACCACCCGGUCGGGUGUGACUUUCUCUUAUUGUACUUAUGGCCCCAAGCAGCCUAUAGAUUUCGGCUGUUGUAUAUUCACUUCAGAAACAAUGUGGGUUCAUUUCACUCUCUAUUAAUUUGCAUUAUGACUGGCUGAGGAGCCCUUAAGCUUUUGAGGUGAAACACCUCAUCAGUAUUUUAAUAGUACCUGUACAUAUAAGCAAGUAUAGUCGCACUGGAUACCACAUAGCUCCCACACUCUUGGUAGGCACCAUAAUAUCAUUCCCCAUUACUGAAGUGACGCAAUGUCAAUACUUCAAUGUGUCGUAAAGUCCGUGAGCUCCCCUGUCGACAACAUCGAUACACAGUUGAGGCUAUACAGUUUUCAAAGAUCUCAUGACCUUGAAGUCUAGUACAAUAAUUUAAACUUCGUACAUCAUGGACAAGAUGAGAAUUUUUGGAUGUGGCACAAGCUUUUCUGUGUUGGUCCUCUAUCGCUGGUUACAUUGCUCGAUACAUUACGAGCACACUUAGUCACUCUAGCUGAAAGAAAUUUUUUAAAUGUUUGUCUAUAGUACUGCUAGAGUGUCUCUGCUAGACAACACAGAGUGCACAAUAUGGCACUGUUUGCUGCUUUUGUGCAACACAUUUAUGUAUUGAUAGUCUUGUGCAUGGAAAUUGUACUAACGUUACCCUCGAGCCCUUUGAUUUGAGCGUGUCUGUUUUGUUUUUCGGUGGGGCAUGAGCAUGAUUCACUUCUUGCAUGUAAACGGUGCCUUGGCCAUUUGUUUAUUUUAUCGCUUAGUUGGGGGCGCUACAUGUGGUUUUGUCACUGAGUGGCACUCAUCAGUGCUGUCGUGCCCAUUAUCAAAGAACCGUUUUUGUGCUUGUCUGUAUGUCCAUAUUGAGAUUAAGAUUGACGCUGUGUAUUCCUGCCAUCAUCUUCACACCACAAAUGUAUGCAGAAUUUAUACCAGAAAAUAAGACUCCUAUCACAUGUGCAAGUUUUCCCACUUUUUUUUGUCAUUCACGAAUGAACGGCUUUGUUAUAAUUUUAAGCAUCGCCCACAGCGUGAAACUUUAAAAGAAACUGUAGGGGUUAGUAGCAGAUAGAUUUAGUUUGAUUUUAGAGUGAAGAAUGAUAAUGUAUUUAGUGUGUGACCAGUUAGCAGCCACACAGUAAUGAUGAAAUGAGAAAUCAUGAGGCCUAAAAACCUGAAAAUUAGAACAGCCAUAGCCAUUUCUACUGAGUACACUUGUGUUCCACCAGUCUUGGUCAGCAUUUGAACCCAAGCCAUCUUGGCAUAACAAAACAUUUUCGUUUGAUCAGCGAAACAGGGGCAUUAAUCUUUGUGUUCGCAACAGGAAAAUAUUUUCUCUUUGUGUUAGCUGCUUUACCAAAGUAGCGUCGUGGUUCCUCACAAUAUAUUCUUCACGUUUUUCUUUGGAAAGCUUUACUAGUACUGUGCAUUUGUUGCCAUCGAUGACACUUGGCCACAUUUAAUGAGAACACUGACGCCAUAAAGGCAACCACAGUACCUACAUCCCAGGGUAACUUUCAACAAGCUAGAGCUGCUAUGUUUUGUUAUUGUUUGCUUUUUCUUUUUGAGUUUUUAGCACUGAGAGCUGUGAUUUCAUAUUUUAUAUGCAUAACCCAUCAUGCUAGCCACCACCCCACCUUUCAUAGAAGGUUGCUGGGUGUUGGUGGCAGCAAGUUAUAUUGUUUGCUGCAAUUUGUUUUAAGAAUGCUUGCGGUGUCACUACCAGCUUGUUUUCGCUUUGAGAUUUAUACUGUCUGGACUUGCAGGUUGUGGCCAUUUUUUAGAUCUACGUUGUUCAUGCUUAGUGUACCCAUUUCAUCACACACACACACACACACACCUCAUCUAUGUCAUUGCAUUGUGCAGUGAACAUAUAUUAACACCUGAAAGAAACCGGGGGAAAAGAAAAUUAUUACAGCGCAUGCUGUAACCGAUUUAUUUUAGGUGCCAUGGCAGUAUUACUUUCACAGUCUACACAUUUAGAACAUUCUGCUGAAGCUUUUCUGCCUUGUAUUCAGCAUGCAGUGUGCUUCAUAUAAACUAGAUAAAAGCACUGUGGUUGCUUUUAUUUACCAAUCUGGCUUUAAAGAAUGCUAAGCAUUUAGCAGCCCAAGAGUUUAUUCAGCAACUGUGAGAAGUGCUUAGUGUUGUGACCAAUACACAGAUUGAUGUAGAGCCAGCUGUGUACAUUUUUGUAUGGAGCACUCACGUGGCUAAAUAUUCAAAACGAAAUGCAAGCUUCACUUUGCAAUCAAGGUAGGCGAUGGAAUGCAAGGUGAAGAAAAGCUGCUCGCAGAACCCCAUCAUCUAUGGCUUGGUAAACAUUGGCACGGACAGCAAAUGCCAGCAAAUUCGAGCAAUUCUCUUCAAAUCCCCCUGAUUCAAUGGUCUAAGUAAUGCGAAAUAUUUCUGUCGGCUGUCGCGACAAAAGCUGAAUUCAGUUACCGACACAUUCCGUUUCUGCGUUCCCUGUCCAAAUUUGGUAACAAAACGAAAAAAAAAAAAAAAAUCUUGGUCUAGACAUAAAGUUUUGUACUUACACAGGUGUCGCGACAAAAAAAUGCUCUGCAAUAAGAACGAUUGGACAGCUUGACCUGCAGUCACCGUAGUUGCUUUUCGAAUAUGUACAGGUGAAGUGAAGGUCACGUCGAUGUUAGUCGAAAAGGUUUGUGAUGCAUUUUGUGUGAGUGCUGUCGUGUCGCUGUUUGGUGUGUAGCUGUAAUGUGGGCAUUUGUAUUCUGCUGUCUUUUUCAAAGUGUCACAAAGUGAGAACGUUCCUUCGUGCACGAGAACUGGUGAUGUGCGUCGGGACCUUCGAUAACCCAAAGAACAGAUUGUGUGAGUUGCCUUGAUACUAUAUUUUUUUUCUCCUGUACGUUUUCAUUGCCCUUUCCCCCCCCCCCCCUGCAUUUCUACUGUACUAAUGACACUUUGCACAUAAAUGUGUUCCACUUUGUCUUAGUAAGGAUAAGCUAGCGAUUGCAGUUAUUUACAUAUUAUCUAUGGUUUUACUUGUAUGCACUUGUUGUGAUGAGUUUCUUUACCAACCUCAGAACUGCACAGUCAUGGUUUUUUCAUUUUAUUUUUAUCACACCUGUAUGCUAGUCGCAACUUGGGCCUGCAUGUGCACUUGCAACAUGGUCGAGUGUCACAGUAGACCUGCCAUGUUUUUUAGCCAAAUCGAAAUUUUUGUUUGCCUAGAAAUUACUCCUUCACUGUCAAUCCAGAAUCUCAUAUUCGAUUCUCUUGUGCAAUAGCCCCCCACAAAGCCUCCUGGCUGAAGUGUCGCGAGCAACUGGCACCACCUGCAGGACUCUUGACGAAAACAAUAAUAUUGGCCCUCCAGCAGUUAUGGUGCAGGAUUGGGUUGCAGUAUCCGUCAAUGUGUGGAUGUUUGAUAGAUUACGGCAAACCAGGCAUCGUAGUGAUACCAGCAGAGACCUAUAUUUGAGUGCCUUGUACAUAAGUGAACAAUAAAAGGAAGUAUUUCAAAACUU
This is a messenger RNA of Rhipicephalus microplus (southern cattle tick), 5272 nucleotides long. Its product is annotated as reticulophagy regulator 3. The record is from RefSeq and is a predicted model, not a curated record. Lineage: Eukaryota; Metazoa; Arthropoda; Arachnida; Ixodida; Ixodidae. Gene Ontology annotation, biological process: reticulophagy.